AUGUGUGUUUCAGACAUUGAUGAGUGUGAGUCUCACACACACACCUGCAGAGGGGCCUCUGUGUGUGAGAACACCCCCGGAUCCUUCCGCUGUCGCCCCAAACACAAGUGUGUCUCUGGGUUCACACAAGACGCUCACGGAAACUGCAUCGAUAUUAACGAGUGCAGCGCUGGGACAGACGCCGGGACAGGACCGUGUGCUCCCGGCUCCAGCUGCAUCAACACCGUGGGAUCGUUCCACUGUCAGAGGAAGAGCAUCACCUGCAGCCGUGGUUACCAUGCCAACGCCCAGGGAGACGCAUGUGACGGUGAGGAGGAUAAAUAA
Knipowitschia caucasica is the source of this 324-nucleotide messenger RNA. NCBI's taxonomy places the organism in Eukaryota, Metazoa, Chordata, Actinopteri, Gobiiformes, Gobiidae. The record is from the annotation of a GenBank genome assembly.